Molecule: messenger RNA, 1715 nt
Organism: Perognathus longimembris pacificus (Pacific pocket mouse)
Lineage: Eukaryota; Metazoa; Chordata; Mammalia; Rodentia; Heteromyidae
Gene: Ccdc126
Product: coiled-coil domain containing 126
Exons: 4
Coding region: 332-754 (140 amino acids)
Source: RefSeq, a predicted model, not a curated record
CGGGAGGCGGAGCGGAAGCGGAGUGCGAGGGACGGCAGAGUAAAAUCACCACACGCCUGGGUCCGCCUCGUCCGGGCUCCCCACCCCCGGCCUUUCUCCAUCGCGACCUGGAGCUCAGUUCUGGGCCACUUUGGGGGCAGGAGGAAGUCAGAUGACCAUUUCCAGCUCCUUCUUCGAAACUCGUGUCCUGGGUGACCGACAGUAUAUGAGUGGAGGAGGCCUUGCUGAAGAUGGAGAAUAAACGCUGUUAGAAGAGUUCUUUUCUUUCUCCUUUCAGAAACCUUGAUUGUUUGGUGGCUUGUCUCCAUAAAAUCUUUUUGCUUCAUCAGAAAUGUUUUAUACAAUCUCAAGAAAAAAUAUGUCCCAGAAACUGAGUUUACUGUUGCUUGUAUUUGGACUCAUUUGGGGACUGAUGUUACUACACUAUACUUUUCAACAACCAAGACAUCAAAGCAGUGUUAAGCUACGUGAACAAAUACUAGAUUUAAGCAAAAGAUAUGUUAAAGCACUAGCAGAGGAAAACAAGAACACAUUGGAUGUGGAGAAUGGUGCUUCCAUGGCAGGAUAUGCUGAUCUGAAAAGAACAAUUGCUGUCCUUUUGGAUGACAUUUUGCAACGUUUGGUGAAGCUGGAGAACAAAGUUGACUAUAUUGUUGUGAAUGGCUCAGCAACCAACACCACCAAUGGUACUAGUGGGAAUCUGGUGCCAAUAACCACAAAUAAAAGGAUAAAUGUAUCAGGUAGCAUUAGAUAGCAGUUGAAGAUCACCUUGUGCUGCUACAUCCACUGUGGAUUCUAUCCCAAUGCAGGAGUUUGUUUCAUUUGCUGGCUACCACAGAGUAGUACUUUACAGUAAAAGUGCUACUCAUUCUUAAGGAGUUUGCUGGAUUUAUGGGACUAAUUCUGUAAAUAAAGUUUUAAGCAUUAUUAGUUUGCUUUUCAGACAAAUUUCUUUAAUGCUGUACUCUUAUCUUUAAAGAGAGUGUGGUAACAUGGUUGAUGUAGUAAGCAGAUAGGUGAUCUUUGUAUAAAUCUGUGUUUGAAAUCAGUCAAGUUGAGACAAAACCAUUUAAAAGACAUAGAUUCAUUUCUACAAAAUAUUUAUUUAAGUGUAUAAUGUGUUUUUCAGACAAGUGGACUCUAUAGUGAUUGAACCUUUCUGUUACUUGUUCUGAGUGGAAGUCACUGAGGCUAUUAGGAAAUGUGCUUACUUACUUUCAGCACUAUAUUUUGUUACUCAGAUUAUGAGCAGAGAAAGGAAAUAAAAUAUUGAGCAUAGUGUUUGGAAACCAUGACCCAAAGAAUGUCUUCAUUUGCACUAACCUUCAAAAUAACUGAAGGUUAAUUGUAUAUUUUUAAAAAUCAUAUUUGUAAGAGUGUAAUCUUGAAAGGUUAGCAGUCACUGUCCAUAACCUAACCUAAAUGUUGGAGGCAAUUUCGUAAUAUUAAAAUAGUAAUCUCUAAUCUCAUACUUAAAAUUUUCUUAAAUAUAUUCUGAAGAAUAAGAGCUAUUUUUAUGGUGAAAUUAAAAAUAAGUGUUCAUAAUUUUUCACAUCCAUGAAUGCUAAUUUAAAAGUUUAAUGCCAGUCAGUGUCAUGUGCCUGUAAUCCCAGCUGCUUGAGAGGCUGAGGCAGGAACAUUGCAAAUCUGAGGCCAUCCUGGGCUACAUUGGAAGAUCCUGUUUAAAAAAGAAAGGUUUUCUGGGGGCUGGUGGC